AUUAUCACCAUAGACAGCAGAUACAAGCUGGCACAGGCUGUCUUCUAACGUGUGUGACUUUAUUAGAAAACCAGCGAUGCUUGUUGACUAUAUUUAAAUGGGGGCGCGGUUUGAGGAGCUCACGCCGCGCCCCCUCGUCUGCAAGCCGCAGACGGUAACCCAGUCCAGGCUGCUGUUGCUGUGGACAACGUCCAGCAGAGAGACCCGGUUCACCUUCAGGCUGACUGGAGAUAUUUCAAAGACUGGUAUAUGCCGGUGUGUGUGGAUGCGUUAAGCUAACAUCAACAUAUCCUGACGAAGGGAGAAGAAAUGGCUAAUCUUUUGUCAGAGUCUCUGCCAGAGCGGACCUUCCAGCACCAAAACAACCUGCCACCGCUGCCUGUCCCGUCACUGGAGAGUAGCCUUUCCAAGUACCUGGAUGCAGUUCAACCAUUUGCCUCUGAGAAAGAGUUUGAAGCUACAGUCGCCACUGUGAGGAAAUUUCAAGAGGGUGUUGGCGAAGAGCUGCACCAGAAACUGCUGCAGAGAGCCAAGACGAAGAAGAACUGGCUGGAAGAAUGGUGGUUAGACACUGCGUAUCUGGAGGUCCGGGUCCCCUCUCAGCUGAAUGUAAACUUCGGUGGUCCAGCGCCUUACCUGGAGCAUUGCUGGCCUCCUGCAGAGGGAACUUCUCUGCAGAGGGCCAGUAUUACCACAUGGCACACACUACAGUACUGGAACCUGAUCCGCACGGAGAGGCUGGCUCCUCAGAAAGCUGGCAAAACAGCUUUAGAUAUGGACCAGUUCAGAAUGCUGUUCUGCACAUGCAAAGUACCUGGAGUGAAGAAGGACACCAUCCAUAACUACUUCAAAACAGAGCGUGAGGGUCCUUGCCCGUCCCAUUUGGUAGUAAUUUGCCGUGGACGGCUCUUCACAUUUGAUGCACUCUCUGCGGAUGGACAAAUCCUCACUCCUCCAGAACUACUCAGGCAGCUGAGCUAUGUGAAAGAGCGCUGUGAUAGAGAGCCAGAGGGAGACGGAGUGUGCGCUCUCACCUCAGAGGAGAGGACGCGUUGGGCGAAGGCCAGAGAACAUCUAAUUAGCAUCGAUCCACACAAUAAGACCAUCCUGGAGACGAUCCAGAGCAGCCUGUUUGUCAUAUGUCUGGAUGAAGCAAAACCCUACUCCACUCCAGAGAACUACACAAAUAUAACCAUGGAGGCCCUUGCUGGAAAACCAACCAUCCGCUGGGGUGACAAAUCGUACAAUUCAGUCGUGUUCUCAGACGGCACUUUUGGAUCCACUUGUGAUCAUGCACCAUAUGAUGCCAUGGUAUUGGUUACAUUGUGUUGGUAUCUGGACCAGCAAAUUAAAGCUACAGAAGGCAAAUGGAAGGGCUCAGAUGCAGUCAGACCCAUGCCUCCUCCUGAGGAGCUGGUGUUUACUGUGGACGAAAAAGUCCGGAGUGAUAUCAGCCACGCCAAACAGCAAUACCUGGAGUCGGCCCAGGACCUGCAGGUUGUUUGUCACGCCUUCACAGCAUUUGGAAAAGCAACCAUCAAACAGAAGAAGCUGCAUCCAGACACCUUUGUUCAACUAGCAAUGCAGCUGGCCUACUACAGAAUGCACAAAGAGCCAGGAAGUUGUUAUGAGACAGCAAUGACUCGCAAGUUCUACCACGGCAGGACGGAGACGAUGCGACCCUGCACCAAGGAGGCUCUGAACUGGUGUACAGCCAUGAUGGACCCAAUGUGUGAUGAUAAAGGCAAGAGGAAAGCCAUGCUGCGGGCCUUUGAUACACACAACAAACUGAUGGCUGAAGCCCAGGAAGGAAAAGGUUUUGACAGACAUCUUCUUGGGCUGUAUCUUAUCGCCAAAGAGGAGGGACGUCCCACUCCAGAACUCUUCAUGGAUCCUCUCUAUGCAAAGAGUGGUGGAGGUGGUAACUUCGUGCUGUCGUCCAGUCUGGUGGGUUACACCACAGUCCUGGGUGCCGUAGCUCCCAUGGUCCCCCAUGGAUAUGGUUUUUUCUACCGCAUCAGAGACGACAGGAUUGUGAUUUCCAUCACAGCGUGGAGAUCUUACCGUCAGACUGAUGCUGCGUCACUAUUCAACUGCUUCAACAGCUCCCUGCACGAGAUGCUCCACCUGGCCACCACAUCUCAGCUAUAAGUGUUCACGAGAACAGACAGAGUAGCUAAACACAGGCUUCCUUCAGCACGUUUGAAUGUUAUUGCACACACGAUUUUCCAAAUCCUCAGUUAAUAACCAACAGCUAGUGAUAGUAAUGUUUGUUCUCAGCACAGAUCAGUGCAAAUGUCAAGAAUCAGUACCAGUAGUGACAUCCACUGUUUCUAGCAUCAAAAAGUACCAGUAACUUUUCUUUUCUUUCUAGUAGAGCUAAAUAAGACUUUUUCAGUGUAAAUUGUUCUUGUAAAUAUUUUUCCUAAAUCUCUGAUUUUCGUAAUUGUAGUGUAAAUUUUACUGAGAAUGUUUAAUUUUUAAAAUCCUGAUAGUAUUAAUGUACAUUUAAACUAAGAUAAUGCUAAGUCUGUUUUUUAGUAAUGUUCGUCUCCAGCGGGUUAAAUUCAAUGACACUGACGUCAGUGGACAAUUUUAGGAAAUAACUUCUGAUUUCUUUGUUAUAUUAAAUCACAUAAUUGGAAGGAUUAUUAUUACAUUAGGAAAGAAUAAAGGUCUGUAUGAACAAUUAAUUAAUGCAGUAUGCAAAAAAACUGUUUUAGUGUUUUAAAUGGGCACUCUAUGCUGUCUAUGCUAAGACAGCAUAGAAAUAUUGCAAACAUUUCCUUUAAUCAAUACUUAAAAUUGCUGAUUCUUUUUACUUUUUGUUCUGUGUUUCAGUACAGUAGAUUACUGGAAUAGCAAGAAAACAUUCAUCAUGUUGAGGUCAUACGACUACAUGUUGCUGUGACUUUUUUUAACUCAGUUUGGUCAUGUGUCAUCACCAUAUCUGCACCUGUAUGUAAAAUGAGAACAAGAGCUUCUGUAUCAAUACUUAAAGAUUUCGAGGUGCUCUGGCAGCUCAUCUACUGGAGUUUGCAUCCUAUGCACAAAGGCUGAGUCCUUACCACGGUGGCCUGGGUUCGGAUUUAACCCACAGUCCAUUCGCUGCUGCAUGUCCUCCUCUCUCUCUCUCCUGAGUUUCCUGUCUAUCUGUGGCCGUCACUGUCCAAAUAAAAGCAUAAGAAGCCCAAAAAACAAACAAAGAAAGACUCAAAUUUUAGUCUUUUGAAAACUUAUGUCUUUCAGUCUUUUGAAGUACUGCCAAUGACCACAGAGGGAGCACUAUACCAUCUCAACUCUAAUGUAAAGAAGGCACGUUUCUUCACACUGACUAACUUUUGUCAGUGCUCUGUAUGGGUUUUGCACACUAUGCAGCUUUAUUUGCUUUAUUCAUGUUUGUCAGGUUAAAGAUAACUGACUGUUAUUGACUGCUGUAAAACUACACUGAACCUUAUAAACUGUGGCAUUUCCUCUGCAUUUAAAGCCUUACAGUAAUCUGUAAUCUGUGUGUGUCUGUUGACCUUUAUACAUGACAAAAUGUGAAUAAAACAAAUGAAAAACA
Molecule: messenger RNA, 3565 nt
Organism: Larimichthys crocea (large yellow croaker)
Lineage: Eukaryota; Metazoa; Chordata; Actinopteri; Sciaenidae
Gene: crot
Product: carnitine O-octanoyltransferase
Exons: 17
Coding region: 310-2151 (613 amino acids)
Cellular component (GO): peroxisome
Molecular function (GO): carnitine O-octanoyltransferase activity
Source: RefSeq, a predicted model, not a curated record